Molecule: messenger RNA, 2134 nt
Organism: Ruditapes philippinarum (Manila clam)
Lineage: Eukaryota; Metazoa; Mollusca; Bivalvia; Venerida; Veneridae
Product: ficolin-3-like
Exons: 7
Coding region: 11-1099 (362 amino acids)
Source: RefSeq, a predicted model, not a curated record
GCGAACAUGUAUGUCCAUGUCUGUUUGCAAAUCUAUUGACUUUGACAGAAACGAACACGUGUGUAAAUUAAACGAUGUUGACCAGUCGUCUGUUGAUGUAUCGGAGUUUGAAACAAAAGGAGGCUCUAUUUUCUCUGAUAUCAGCGAAUGGCCUAGCGCUAUGGUUGGAAGUUGUAGCUCAAGGCCAUGUAAAGCGAACCAAAGGUGUUUUCAAAAAGGUGCUUCACAUGUUUGCAAAGACUUAACUUGUGCUCUUGAUCAAAGAAUUGAAAACGGAAAAGUACAGAUUAGUGCGCCUGGCGAAAACAAGUUCCUUGACUUAGCUCUAGUAAAAUGUGACAAAGGAUAUUUUCCUAGUCAACAAAAGGUGAAAUGUGAGGCUUCAGGAAAAUGGCAGCUUGCAACGUGUAAAUUACCAAGUGACUGUAAAGAAGUCCUUGAUAAGUUUCCUGAGGCUAAAAGUGGAAACUAUAAGAUAGAACUUUGGACAUCUGGGAAAAUUCUGACUGUGAAUUGUGACAUGGAAACCGAAGGCGGUGGUUGGACGAUAUUUCACAGGCGAAUGGAUGGGUCGGUGGAAUUUUAUCGCAACUUUACAGAAUAUGAAAAUGGCUUUGGGAACGUUGAGGGAGAAUUGUGGCUUGGUUUAAAAUAUAUACAAGAACUAGCUGAACAAGGUUCUACAGAGAUUCGUCUUGACAUAACAAGAAGUGAUAGUACAACAGAACGUGAAACUUGUCCAGACUUUAAGUUAACAGAAGGAACAAAAUAUAAACUAAACAUUGGGGCAUGCACACGUGUUGGAAUGAAAUAUCCUUCACAUAAUUUUAAUAAUAACAAUCAAAGGCCAUUUUCAACUUACGACCGUGAUCUCGACAUGGCAUCAAAUAAGAACUGUGCUGUAGAUAAACAUGGAGCCUGGUGGCAUUACGCAUGUUCUGCUGUCAACCUCAAUGGAUUAUAUGUGACCCCAGGCACAAUAUGUACUUUACCUAAUUCCGACAAACUGUAUAAUUGUGGACACACGCAUCAUGGGUUUGAUGGCAAGCAUGCAUUGAAGAUGUCAUCGAUGAUGAUAAGAAGAAAAGAAGAUAAAUAAUCAAAAGAAGAGCUCAUCAAUUCUAAGAGUUACAUGAUCGUCCUAAAACAACAUUUUUAUAAUUAGCAGUUACAUUUUUCAUCAAACAUGGUGUGUGUGUAGAAGUCUUAUCUAUAACUGACAUCUGCUGUAAAACAUUGGCAUAAUCAGUUAUAAGAUUGGUGACUAAGAAUCACGUGACAGCAUAUUAUCACGUGACAGUAUAGUAUCACUAGACAACAUAUUAUCGCGAAACAACAUUAAAUCACCUCACAGUAUAUUGCCUUUUCUCACAGUAUAUUGUCUUUUGACACCAUGUAAUUUCUUUAAAUCAUUAUCAGUUGAAAUAUGUUUAUUACUUGACAAUAUUGAACCAUUUAUUAGCAGAUAAUCACAUAAAAACACAAAAAUGACAAACAUAUCGUUUCAUUGUUGUUGUUGUUUUAUUAUUUUUAUUAUUUUUAUAUAAUUACUGUCUGUGUGUUUGUUAGGGCUUGUUAAAAUCAAAAUGAUGUUCAAAGAAAAGCUGGAGGCAUUGUCAUACUGGUAUUCUAUUUUAGUUUACACCAUUUUUUUGUCUUUUGUCAUUGUGGGAUUUUUAUCUUUUUUAAAAACGUUUUGUUUACGAGGGACGUGUUCUGAUUUCCGUGCACUUUUCGAAGUCUAGUAGUUUUCCGUACGUUUAUCAUAGUCGUCCUGUACAGUCUAUUUUAAACGAUAAUGCAUCUAUGUAAUGACAUCAAAUCAGUAAAACGUUUGUUUCUAUGCAACGCAGCAAUUUAAAGAGUACUGUGGUUUAUAUGACUUAAAGAUAAGAUACCUUACAAAACCUGCUACAGUUUUAAAUUUCCAUGCGUAAUAAGAGAGGUCUAAUUCAAGGAACGGCAGUCCUUUUCAGCGACAUACUUGCAGACAAUACGGAAAAGGUUUGAAAAUUAUAUUUUCUUUGAUAAAAUCACCUUCACAAUGCUAACUGGUCCCGAAUAAAUUUUCAAAAUAAAAAAUGUCUGAAAUACUGUCAUAACAUUUUGAAUUAAAGCGAAAAAAUGUGUUUCA